This is a messenger RNA of Kickxella alabastrina, 1009 nucleotides long. RefSeq names its product histidine phosphatase superfamily. Gene Ontology annotation, biological process: glycolytic process. Lineage: Eukaryota; Fungi; Kickxellomycota; Kickxellomycetes; Kickxellales; Kickxellaceae. The transcript has a single exon. Gene Ontology annotation, molecular function: intramolecular phosphotransferase activity. Bases 103 to 894 code for a protein of 263 amino acids. The record is from RefSeq and is a predicted model, not a curated record.
CUCUUUGCAGCCUGUAUUUCUUUUAUCCAUCGCCAAUACUUUCGUAUAUUUUUAUCUCUGCAUUCUUGUUGCGCAAAAACAUUAGCACUGCACGCCAACAACAUGACCGAUCAACACGAUCAAAAUGCACAACCGCUGCUAACGCUCUAUCUCGUCCGCCACGGCGAAACUGAGGUCAACCGACGGAACUGCGUGCAGGGCAAGCGCGUUGACCCGCCGCUUAACGAACGCGGGCAAAUCCAAGCGAUGUACACCGGAAAGCGGUUUAAAAACAUUGCAGUUGAUUGGGUGGUGACGUCGGAGGCGCUACGGGCCAAGGAGACUGGCGCUGCCAUCAGCAACCACCACAUCAACGCACCAGUUAGCCACUUUGGUGCGCUGAACGAGCUGGAGUUUGGCGAUCUCGAGGGUACGCACGUAACUGCGGGGUACAACGACCUUAUCAUCCGGUGGGACGUCGACCACAAUACUGAUCUGGCUGCGCCGGGCGCACAGGGCGAAUCGCCGGCGGACUGCGAGCGGCGCGCAAUGCCCUGUAUGGUAGAUAUCGCCCAGCAGGCGGUGGCCGAGGGGCGAAGGCACGUAUGCGUUGUUGUGCACUCACGACUGAUCCAGAUCGUGCUGGCCAGCAUGCUUGACGGCUCGCUGGCGACCAUGGAGGCGUACAAGCAGAAGAAGGCCGCUGUCAAUGUGGUCAACGUGCUCAGGCGCCUUGAUUCAAGCAUGUGGCCAUUCAAUUGCGUUGCGCGCGAGGUGAGCAGCGUCACACAUCUUCCCGAGGACGUUGUCUCGCGUGUUUCCAGCGCUACCAGUCUGAACAGCCGGAAUCCGAAGGACGAGCGCAUCCGCUUCGAGACAGAUGCCAGCGGCAUUCUGGUGCUGAGGCAUCUGUGAGACACGGUUGAAGUAUGAGCAUGUGUGGAGACGUCGCUUUACCGCUUGAAGCGAAAUGAAACAGGGCGGGGAUACGGCGUGUCAAAAUGCGGAGACCGGAAUCUGGGGAGCGGAG